AUGGCCACAGUAAAAGAUUAUUGUGCAACGUGCCCACAAUGUCAAUUAGUGGCCCGAAAAUCAAUUAUGAGUAGAGCUCCACUAAAUCCGGUCCCAACGGUAUCUGAACCAUUUAAGAAAAUUGCAAUCGACUUGAUAGGUGAAUUACCAAAAACAAAAACAGGGUACAAAUAUGUUUUGACCUUGAUUGAUUAUGCUACUCGAUAUCCGGAAGCAAUUCCGCUGAAAACAACUCAUUCUCGCGUUAUUGCUGAAGCGUUAAUUAGUGUAUUUUCACGGGUGGGCCUACCAAAUGAAAUAGUCUCUGACCAAGGAUCUAAUUUAAUUGGACAACUGAUGAAACAGUUGUACGAAUUAUUGGGAAUUUCGCGUAUUAAAACGUCGGUUUAUUAUCCAGAGGCUAAUGGUUUGGUUGACGGCACUUUAAAACAUAUGCUUAAGAAAUUUGUAGCGAAUCAAAUUGAUAACUGA
This is a messenger RNA of Paramuricea clavata, 471 nucleotides long. The record is from the annotation of a GenBank genome assembly. NCBI's taxonomy places the organism in Eukaryota, Metazoa, Cnidaria, Anthozoa, Malacalcyonacea, Plexauridae.